Messenger RNA from Cucurbitaria berberidis CBS 394.84, 1615 nucleotides. Its product is annotated as tryptophanyl-tRNA synthetase. Gene Ontology annotation, molecular function: tryptophan-tRNA ligase activity; ATP binding. The transcript has a single exon. The record is from RefSeq and is a predicted model, not a curated record. NCBI's taxonomy places the organism in Eukaryota, Fungi, Ascomycota, Dothideomycetes, Pleosporales, Cucurbitariaceae. Gene Ontology annotation, biological process: tryptophanyl-tRNA aminoacylation. Gene Ontology annotation, cellular component: cytoplasm. The coding region runs from base 74 to 1555 and encodes 493 amino acids.
AGCGGACGUAUGCCACCGCGCCCUGCUACCCUCCCAUAAUCAUAAUACUCUCACCACAUUUACUGCGCCAAGCAUGACUGAGCCCGAGCCGCCCUCAGUCGCCGCCCUCUCCGUCGCGGACACUGCGACCCAGCCCGUAUCCAAAGCAACCGAGCAGGAAAUCAAUCCAUGGGACGUGCAAGCCGCCGUUGACGACGACGGCAAUGUCAAAGAAUUCGACUAUGUCAAGAUCUCGCAGCAGUGGGCGACGAAGCUCGUAGACGAUGCACUUCUGGAGCGCUUCGAGCGCGUCACAGGACACAAGCCGCAUCGCUGGCUACGGCGACGAUUGUUCUUCUCGCACCGAGAUCUGGAGCUCAUUCUAGACACAUAUGAGCGAGGAGAAGAUUUCCUCCUCUACACCGGCCGCGGCCCGAGCAGCGAUGCCAUGCACAUUGGCCACACGAUACCUUUCGAAUUCACAAAGUGGCUGCAGGACGUCUUCGAUGUACCACUCGUCAUCAUGUUGACGGACGACGAAAAGUUUCUUUUCAAAGAGAAACUCAAGCAGAGCGAGGUGUAUGAGUUCGCAAGGCAGAAUGCCAAAGACAUCAUUUCUAUCGGCUUCGACGUCAAGAAGACGUUCAUAUACAUCGAUUCCGAAUUCUUAUCAUCAGGCUACAACAGGCACUUCAGCCUUAACGCUACCGAAUUUGAGAAGCUGAUUACGAAUAACCAAGUGCGCGGCGCGUUCGGCUUCCACGGCUCAACGAACAUCGGUAGCAAUGCAUUUGCUGCAAAGCAGUGCGUUGCUGCCUUCGCCUCAUCAUACCCCUUUAUCUGGGGAGACGACAUAAAGACUUAUCACCGCUCAAAGAAGCUGGCAGCCAUACCAUGCCUCAUACCCUGUGCCAUCGACCAAGAUCCGUACUUCCGCCUCGUGCGUGAAAAUUGCAGCAGAAUGGAACUUCCCUCACCAAAGCCCGCGCUCAUCCACUCCAAGUUUUUGACUGCACUACAAGGCGCAGGCGGAAAAAUGAGCGCGUCUGAUCCCAACUCCGCCAUAUUCAUGAGCGACACCGAAAAGCAGGUCAAGAAAAAGAUCAACAACAAUGCUUUCUCUGGGGGCCAAGAGACACUUGAGCUGCACCGCGAGAAGGGCGGCAACCCCGACGUUGAUGUCCCAUAUCAAUACCUCGCCUACUUCGAAGACGACGAUGAGAAGCUCACGCGACUCGCGGACGAGUACCGAAAGGGUGAGCUGUUGACCGGCGAGAUGAAGAAAGAGUGCAUUGAUAUGAUGUCGCAAUACGUCAAAGGGUUUCAAGAAGCGAGGGCGAAGGUCACAGACGAAGAUCUUGAAGAGUUCCUACGGCCACGGAGACUUGAGUGGAAGGGCAACCCGAAUCCCACAAAGCCCAAGGUAGAGAAGGCAGAAGAGAAGACCGAGGGUGCGACCACGCUGGACUCCGAUGGUAAGCCAAUGACAAAGAAUGCCCUGAAGAAGGCAUUAAAGAUGGCGGAGAUAGAGAGGAAAAAGAAGGAGAAGGAGGCUGCGGCUGCUGCGAAGCAAUAGGUGAGCUUGCAGUGCUGCAGUAGACGUAGACGUAAUACAAUAAGAAACUUUCGAUUCCAA